UGUGUCGGCACGAGUUCCAACCUGGUCACCUCCCUGUUUCCAAUGUUGAAAACGGCUGUGGAGAAGAACAAACCCGGUUUGGCGGUGAAGUACCUGAUGAGAGCCAAAGAGUGGAUCACUGACAUCGUAGCACAAGUGGAUGACAUAGUGAAGAGGUAUGAUCAACACAACCAAAGUGUGAAAACAUGCACCAGUGACGUGUAUCAAGAACAAACAGAGACCGAAGAAAAAAAAGCGAAAAAAUCUAAUGAGAUGAAGGGUCUGGAGGAUGCUCUGGCCAAGCUUGAAGAAGAACUGAAAAUAGUAGUCGACAAAACGGAGAUGAAUGAGAAACAAAUUCAAAACACAACUGACGAGCUGAACCGCUUCAUCAGAAGAUUUCAGGAAGAACAUGGCCACUGGACUGUGAAGUUCCUCGACUUUUUUAGAGGCUAUCCAGAUGCUAUGAAGGAGCCUAGUGCCAUCGCUCUGGAUAUAAAACUGAAACAACUCGACUCUGAGAAGAGCCUUCUGCGAAAUGAGGAAUGGAACAUCAAAAUCAAGCGGACUGAUCUUCAGCUGCAGCUGGCCAAUUGUAAAAUACGAAUGGGUGAGAUUCCCGACCCUGACAACCUGAAGGAAGUCCAGCUGUGUCUUUCUCAAAUCCAACAAAUUCUGAUUGAUCUGAAAAAGUUUUGGGAGAAGGUGGAUGCUAUUCUGUGCACGCUGAAAGAUCAAACCUUUGCUGGGGAGGAAAUGGUUGACAUGGAGGACAUGAAGGAUGGGUUUCUAAACUCCAUUGAAGAUGCAGCAAAGUACUGGAAGAGAUUUGGUAUGUGCUGUCAGAGAGCUCAAGACGUCUUCAGUGUUCAGUCUAGAGAUGCAUAUAAAUUCCUGGAGAUCAAUCCGUCUUCGCUCUCUGAGGAGGAGAGGAACCAGCAGUAUUUGUCUAUCACGGAGAAGCUGAAGAAAAUCAAUCCAGGGCCGCCAGCACUGAGUGACACCCAGAUCUGA
Sinocyclocheilus rhinocerous is the source of this 993-nucleotide messenger RNA. RefSeq lists its product as uncharacterized. The transcript is spliced from 4 exons. Lineage: Eukaryota; Metazoa; Chordata; Actinopteri; Cypriniformes; Cyprinidae. The record is from RefSeq and is a predicted model, not a curated record. The annotation marks the transcript as partial.